GGGAGACUAGCCUUGGAUAGAGAGUCUUUGGACAGGCUGCCAAGCGCCCUUCGUUCUUCGCGCCCCUGCCUAAGUCUUCUGUCCAUAUCUGUGGAUGGAGUUGAGGAGAAGAGAGCAAAAUCAUGUUUCAUUUCCUGCCAUAUGUUGCAGAAAGUAAGGAAACUAUGAGUUUCUUGUGCCUCUUCAGUUUUCAGCUGGGUGUGAAGAGAAUCCAAGGGAAGGGUUUUCACCUUGAGAAUUUGUGAAGCCAUGGUUAAAGUUGCAGUUCUGUAUACACUUCUGGGGAAGCAAAAAUGAGAGACCGUCUCUUUGAGCUUCAUGAGCUCGCUAGGCUUUACAGUCAACAUUCUCCGACAGCUGAGGUCAAUGUACAAUUAUCUCAUGAAAAUCUUCUGUUUGAGACAGAUUAUGCCUUAGCAAGUAUUUACAAAGACAUUCAGGGAAUCCGAACAAGCAACCACCACCUGAAGGAAGACAUCAGACGGCUGGGUAAACAAAACACUCGCUUCCUUACAUCCAUGCGCCGCUUCAGUAGCAUAAAACGUGAUACCAACACAAUUGCUAAAGACAUCAAAACCCGUGGUGAAGAUAUCCACCGAAAACUUCAGACUUUGAGGGAUUUCAGUGAAGAUGCAGAAACAAAAUAUGGCCCAAAUUCAGUCAUAGCCCGUGUGUCAAAGGACCACUACGUUGAUCUUAUGCAUGCUUUUCAGGAAGCCAUGUUUGACUACAAUAAGACUGAGAUGAACCAGCGAGAAAACUGCAAGGUCAGGAUCCAGCGACAGCUCGAGAUCAUGGGCAAGGAUGUCUCUGGGAAUCAGAUAGAGGACAUUAUUGAGCAGGGCAGGUGGGAUGUUUUUUCUGAGAACCUUCUGUCUGAUGCAAAGGGAGCUCGUUCAGCCUUGAAUGAGAUAGAGACACGGCACAAAGAGCUGAUGAAGCUGGAAUCUCGGAUAAGAGAAGUCCAUGAACUUUUCAUGCAGGUAGCUUUGCUUGUAGAAGAGCAGGCUGACACCUUUGAUAUCAUUGAACUUAACGUGCAAAAUGUUGAAGACUAUGUUGGUGAAGCUAAAGGGGAAGUGAGGAGAGCUCUUGAAUACAGGAGGAAACAUCCUUGCCGAACAAUCCUGUGCUGCUGCUUAUCAUGCUGUAGGGGAUGAUUUUCCUCCUUGAGCCACAAGAUCAGUGUUGUGGGACACUUCCACACUCACAGUGUGCAUUCAUUUCUUUUUCUUUUGUUGGUUUAAUUAAACCUGCCAAUUUAUACUGAAAGAAAAAGCAGAUAGGAAGCAAUGGUGUGCUUCAGGAUAACAGAAGGUAAAAUUUGCCUCCCUGACUCACGCUACGACCAUGUUUACUGGAAUAAUGGAACAUAUACAGAAUCUUAGAAAUAUUGAUCAGAUAAAUAAUAAUGUUCCCAAAUGGGCAUUAUCAAUGCAGGAAAAAAUAAUAAUCUCAUGAAUUUAAAGAAAUACAUUGAACUCUGACAUGAAAAAAAGUAAAUUACAGAUCCAUAAAUGGAUGCAGUAUGGAUACCGUGUGCACACAUGACUCAAUAUCUUUGAAAUAAUGGUGUUGUAACUAUAAAAGAUAUUUAUUUUUUAUAAAUGUACUGAUGUUUCUAUACGUUAUAUUAGAUAAAGAUAAAGAAGUAUCUGUUAUUAUAUGAAAAAGCAGUUGAAUUACUACCUGUCCUGUAGCUCUGACCAUCAUAAUAAAUGUAAAUGCUAAUAACUAUAAAAUGCCAUAGUUAAAUAGCAGGAGCCUAGAAGUCUUAACAACACAAGAGUAAGGAGAAAUGAGCUGAAGAGUAAACACUGAAAGACUGAAAAGUUAGCCAUUGGAAAGUGGGAAAGUGAGCCCAAGCAGGAAAAAUUGGUGGUCAACAGUAAGAUUUGUGUGGAAACCUGCGAAACAAAUAUACCUCUAAUAUAUAAGCAAAGCUACCACUUGGAGCUCUAAAGAAACUCAGUAGGAGACGAAUGUUGUUUUAAGGACAGAAACAAACUUUGAAAGAUGAUGGAAAGAUUGUUUCAACCAUGCUAUUUUAUUAUUAUUUUAAUGGUGGUCAGUGCAGGAACAUUUGAAAGCAAGAUCUGCAGUCAAACUGUAUACAUAUUGAUUCAAUGAAGGAUAGACUUCCAUUGCUCCUUCGAAAAUUUGUGUUAAACAGGUGCUUUAGAUAUGUGAUGUUUAUUUCUGAAAAAAUGUAAAUAAUCAGCUUGCACUGUUUUAUAACCUUACUGCUGAUUUGAUAUUCAAACAUGGCAAGUUUUUAACUUUUAAUUGUAUAUUGAUAUAUUUUUUUAAUAUUGAAUAAAUAUCCAGCACUUCACUCUUACCUUCAUGAUCAGCUGAGCACAAUUAUUCUCUGAUACCAAACACUGAAACCAUUUUCAGAGCAAUUUGUUGUUGAUGUAAUACUUUGUAAAACAAACGAGUAAACUGCCAAGUGUUACUAAAAAUCCAAUCAAUACAAAGAAAGUACAAAACUGUCUUAAUAAAAACGUAUGUAUAGACACAAGUGGGCUAAAUCCAAU
This is a messenger RNA of Sceloporus undulatus (fence lizard), 2540 nucleotides long. It is a transcript of the gene STX11, whose product is annotated as syntaxin 11. Gene Ontology annotation, molecular function: SNARE binding; SNAP receptor activity. Gene Ontology annotation, cellular component: presynaptic active zone membrane; synaptic vesicle; plasma membrane. The transcript is spliced from 3 exons. Gene Ontology annotation, biological process: synaptic vesicle fusion to presynaptic active zone membrane; exocytosis; intracellular protein transport. The record is from RefSeq and is a predicted model, not a curated record. Lineage: Eukaryota; Metazoa; Chordata; Lepidosauria; Squamata; Phrynosomatidae. The coding region runs from base 294 to 1160 and encodes 288 amino acids.